GACAAUUGGAUUAUAUUUCCCAAUUUUCGACCAACAUACAGUUUAUAAAAGGUGAGUCAAAUGUUGUUGCGGAUACUUUGUCACGUUUCAACGUCGAUGCAAUUUCCUUCACCAAAGGAAUCGAUUUAUUAGAUAUGGCACGUUUGCAGACAGAUGAUCCUGACCUUGAUGCUUGUAAACAAAGUUCGAGCUUGUCCUUAAAAAGUGUUCCUAUACCGCAUUCUGACUCUACUAUCAUUUGUGAUACUUCUACUGGAACGCACAGACCUUUUGUGCCAAUAGUGUACAGAAAAGAGUUUUUGAUUGUCUUCACUCACUAUCCCAUCCAGGGAUUCGUGCUACUGUGAAACUGAUUGCCGAAAGAUUUGUCUGGCCAAAGAUGAAUGCAAAUAUAAAACUAUGGACCAGGACUUGUGUACAAUGUCAACGUAGUAAAAUACAUAGACAUACGAUUACAACACCGUCAGCAUUUAGUCUACCCGACCAUCGUUUUCAACAUGUUCAUGUUGAUUUAGUUGGUCCUCUGCCUCCAUCUAAUGGAUUCACUUACAUUUUUACUGCAGUGGACCGUUUCACUAGAUGGCCAAUUGCAUGCCCAAUAAAAGAUAUCUCCGCGGAAAAUGUUGCUGCUGUAUUCCUCGACAGAUGGAUCGCUAAUUUCGGUGUACCUUCUACAGUUACUUCUGACAGAGGUUCACAGUUCCAAUCUCACCUCUUCAAUGAAUUUACCCGCAUUUUAGGAAUCCAUCACAUCACUACAACAGCAUACCAUCCAGCAGCGAAUGGACUAGUGGAACGAUUCCACAGACAACUAAAAAGCUCAUUGAUGGUACAGCCUGAUGUUUCUAGAUGGAGUGAAUCUCUACCUCUUAUUUUACUAAGCAUACGUUCCACAAUUAAAGAAGACCUACAAUGUACUCCGGCACAGCUCGUCUAUGGAGCUAAUUUAACCUUACCGGGGCAGCUAGUGACGCAUAAUGGCAAACCCGUAUGUACGGAUCCCACUUCUUUUUGCGAAAGACUAAUGAGCCAUAUGAAUAACAUUAAGCCUGUUGCACCUCGGCCAGUUGUCUUAAAAGAGCAAGUUAGCAAGCAUCUAAAUACGUGUAAAUUUGUGUUUGUUCGUGUUGACUCCGUAAGACGCCCUCUACAACAUCCUUAUGAAGGACCAUUUGAAGUAGUUGAGAGGCAAACAAAAUAUUUCACAAUCAAUAAGAACGGAAAAAAAGAAACAGUUUCGAUCGACAGGAUAAAACCUGCUUUUAUAGAAUCUGAAACACAUGACAGCCGAAAGCCGUCUAAAGACAGCGGCGAUCACACAACGCAGCUUCCAGUGUUUCCAAAUAAUUCUUCACCAACUCCGACGAAAUCAAUAUUCGGCAAAACAGACAGUUCUAAGGUUACAGUUCCCACAAAUUUAAAUCCUAGUUCCGACACUUUAACUUCUACGAAAACAACUCGUUCAGGAAGACAUGUACAUUUUCCUAAACGUUAUGUUGAAUUCAUUACUUAAUCUUUAUUCUGUCAUUACCUGUAAUAUGAUUAAAUAUCUAUGUUAGCAGAGUUACUAAUACCAUUUUUUUUGCAAGCAUUUUUUUUUCUAAAAAAAAUUCUUGUGUACUACUAAUAUUGAUAAAUUCAUUGUGUUUCUCUCUACAUGUGUAUGCGUUUUAUAUGAUGUUUAUUAUUAAUUGUGCAGACAUAUACAAUUUCGUUGGACUCGUUCAGUUUAUCACUAAUUGUUUACACAAUUUAUACAUGUAUUUACACUUUUCGGUGAACUCUCAAUUUAAUUACCGUUAUUACUAAUGAUACUAUUAUUAUUAUUAUUAUUAUUAUUAUUAUUAUUAUACACUCCGUAUUGUUGUUAAAAUUUUUAUAUACAUUAAAGUCUCUUUACUACAAGACAAACAUUUUGUUCUUAAAUAUGUAUACACGUAUGAUUUUUUUUUUAAAUAACAUUUGUUUACCCUUUUCGUUCUGUAAUUUUCUCCUCCCUCCAAAGCAUUUAGAGUUUUACGUCGGGCAUACUUUCACUGACGCAUGCCCUAGGGGGGGAGUUAUAUGGUGACAUAUAUUCAGUGAUUUUUGUAACAACAAAAAUAGAAACCACAUUUUUUCUCUAAUUUGUCACACUUUAUUUGUAACCACAUUUUUAUUCAAUAUCUGUUGUUUUGCUGUAUCACUUGUUAAAAAGACGAUAAUUUUUGUUUCGAUGAAUGAUAUACACUUCUACUACCGGGUUGUUUAAAAUAUAGAACACUAUCUACGC
This is a messenger RNA of Schistosoma mattheei, 2272 nucleotides long. The record is from the annotation of a GenBank genome assembly. Lineage: Eukaryota; Metazoa; Platyhelminthes; Trematoda; Strigeidida; Schistosomatidae.